Messenger RNA from Caretta caretta (loggerhead turtle), 2789 nucleotides. The record is from RefSeq and is a predicted model, not a curated record. NCBI's taxonomy places the organism in Eukaryota, Metazoa, Chordata, Testudines, Cheloniidae.
CCCGGCCCCCGGCCAGGUCUGACACCUCCCCUCCUUGGCAGGCUCCCAGCCUGAAACCGGCACCGAGGCCGAGCCAUCCAGGGGCUGAGGCGCUCCCAGCCCACCCAGACGGGUUCAGCUAUGCGCCGCCCCUGCUCGGGCUGUGCCGCACGCAGGGCUCCUCCCCCUGCCUCCAGAAGGGGUGGCCGGCGCUGGGUUCGCUUUCCCGCCUUCCCUAGGGGCUGAAACCUUCUUCCAUUUCCCAGCCCUUGCCUUCCGACAGAGACCACCCAACCCCCCAUGUUACAGGCUUCCCCCAGGCAGUUCCUCCCUCUCUCCAGGCUGUGCCUCCCUCCAUCCCAUAGUCUACUCUACACAACACCAGUAAUUACAUCACACGGUUUUGUCACCUAGCCCAAGGUCUCUGCUGGUGCCCCCAGCAGUGAGCGGCCAUCAGAAACUAAGCAAGGCAAUCCCCUGUUCUGUCCCCCAGGGUAAGAAGUUGUUCUACGGGCACAGGGUUCUGUCUGAUCAGGUCGCAGAAGGUCCUAUCCCACAGGGCCAAAACAUGUCUUGCAUAGAGAUCCACUCCUCUCUCUCCACUCCUCUCUCUGAAUGUGCCUGACAUCACAACAACCUGUUCUCCAAGAGUUUGCAGGUACCUCCUUGUCUCAACAGUUCAUGUCCAGGUUUCUGUCAGGGCUCCAUUUCCAGAUCUCAGUAUUUUCUGCACACUCAGGCUUCCAUUUUUUGGUUUGAUCUGACUUCACCACUCAGUAUGUUCAACCCACUUGCACUCCUGGGUCUCUAAGUGUGCCAAUCACUUGCAAGGCUCCAAUCUUGUGUCUUGGCUUGUGCUACACACAAGGUUCUAUUCCCAGGUCUUGACCAGGUUGUCAUUUCAGGGUCUCAGCAUAUUAUUCACUUCCAGAUUUCCAGGUCUUGACCCAGCCCACACAUUCCAGUGUUCUAAUUCCAAUACCUGGUCUGUUCUGUGCAUGAGCUGCUCUCAACUCUCAUCACAUGUUGCAUGGUGACAGUGUUGCAUGCCGAGGUCUCUGAAUCCAUCACCUACUUCCAAGUUCUUUUUCUCAGACUUGACCUAACUGACCUGCUCACAGCAUACCAUUCAUAGCUCUUAUUAUGUGCCACUGCCACAGUUCAAAUUAGAGUGAAAAAGUGGGUCUCAGAACAGGUUGCUUUUUUGCAGAGUCCCAUUCCUGGGCCCAUGUGCAUGGUGUGUAUAGGGUUCCAUUGGUAGUUUUGGCAUACUUGCCCUGCUCAUAAGGUUCUAGUCUCAGAUCUCACAUGUGGAGUUCCUUUACUGAGUCUCCAGUGGCCCACCCAUGUUUGGGAUUUAAUUCUUGAGUCUCUGAACAUGCCGUCUAGUCAGAAUUCUAUUCCCAGGUCUCUAUACAUACAUUGCAGUCAUGAGGUUCCAGUAAGGGGUUGCUGUACUUACAAUGUGUAGCUUUUAAUUCCUUUUGUCUAUGUACUACAUGCUGAUCACAAAGUUCUGUUACAUGAUCUCAGCCUGUGCUGUAUAGUUACACAACAUACUGUACCAUUCUCAGACCUUCAAACAUUUUGCUCACUCAGCUGCCAUUAUGGAUUCCUGCUUUUCUUGUGGCUGGGGUUCCAUUCUUAGAGCUCAACAUAAAAGUAAUCAAAUAGUGCUAUUACAAGUUGCUUAGUCUUACAAGUGCUUAGUCUUACAAGUUGCUUUUCUUAGCCUUGGUCUACACUAGGAGUUUAGAUCGAAUUUAGCAGCGUUAAAUCGAUGUAAACCUGCACCCGUCCACACGAUGAAGCCCUUUUUUUCGACUUAAAGGGCUCUUAAAAUCGAUUUCCUUAAUCCACCUCUGACAAGUGGAUUAGCGCUUAAAUUGGCCUUGCUGGGUCAAAUUUGGGGUACUGUAGACGCAAUUAGAUGGUAUUGGCCUCCGGGAGCUAUCCCAGAGUGCUCUAUUAUGACCGCUCUGGACAGCACUCUCAACUUAAAUGCACUGGCCAGGUAGACAGGAAAAGGCCCGCGAACUUUUGAAUUUCAAUUUCCUGUUUGCAUGGUCACCUGCAGCUUGCCACGCCGGCCAGAGCUUAUCAGCAGAGGUGACCAUGAUGGAGUCCCAGAAUCGCAAAAGAGCUCCAGCAUGGACCGAACAGGAGCUGCAUGUGUUUCAAUGAUCACAGGAUCUUCUCCUUCCCAGAGGCUAGUGAAGCUUAGAAGGCGAAAAAAACACACUCGUGAUGAAAUAUUCUCUGAGCUCAUGGUGUCCUCCCACACUGACAGAGCACAGAUGACUGUGUGGAGGCAGACAAUGUCAGAGUGCAGGAAAGCACAAUAUGACCGGGAGAGGAGGUGGCGGGCUGAAGAGAGUAAGUGGCGGGCUGAAGAGAGGGCUGAAGCUCAAGUGUGGUGGCAGCGUGAUGAGAGGAGGCAGGAUUCAAUGCUGAGGCUGCUGGAGGAUCAAACCAAUAUGCUCCAGCGUAUGGUUGAGCUGCAGGAAAGGCAGCAGGAGCACAGACCGCCGCUACAGCCCCUGUGUAACCAACCGCCCUCCUCCCCAAGUUCCAUAGCCUCCUCACCCAGACGCCCAAGAACGCGGUGGGGGGGCCUCCGGCCACUCCACCCCAGAGGAUUGCCCAAGCAACAGAAGACUGGCAUUCAAUAAGUUUUAAAGUUUUAAACUUUUAAAGUGCUAUGUGGCCUUGUUCUUCCCUCCUCCACCACCCCUCCUGGUGGCCUUGUUCUUCCCUCCUCCACCACCCCUCCCGGGGCUACCUUGGUAGUUAUCCCCCUAUUUGUGUGA